AUGCCCUGGUAUUGAGCAAGUUGAGCCCCGCCUUCCUGUCUUCCCGUAUCUUCCGUUAUUAAAAACCCGAGGUGAAAAGACGAGGUUCUGCUCUCUGACCUGUGGAACCACAGCACAAUGUGGGACCUCAGUUUGCUCGUCUUCUGGGGGUGCUGUGGUAUAUUCGGCCAGGCGAUGCACACGGUACCCACGUUGACGAAAACAAGUGAAGUGAAUGAGUGUGAAGACCUCACCACGUGCCCGACCCACGCAGGCUGCGUCAACACCAAGGACAGUUACUAUUGCACUUGCAGACAAGGCUACCAGUCCAGCAAUGGACAAAAUCACUUCAAGGGUCCAGGAGUGGUAUGUGAAGAUAUUGAUGAAUGUUCUGAAAGUCCCUCGCCCUGUGGUCCUAACUCAGAGUGCACGACCAUGAGGGGGAGGUACCAGUGCAGCUGUUUUCCUGGAUUCUCUUCUCCCACUGGAAAUAACUGGAACCCGGGAAAGCCAGGGCAUUUCGCCUGUACAGAUAUUGACGAGUGCUUGCAAGAUCCAGCUCGGUGUGGUCCUCGUUCUGUCUGCACCAAUACCAUGGGCUCCUACAAUUGUAGCUGCAUAGAAGGCUUUGGCCCUGAUACAGAAGUCUUCCAGAAAUAUGGCACCAUCAGCUGCAAAAAUGUGAAUGAGUGUGAAGACCUCUCCACGUGCCCGACCCAUGCAGGCUGCGUCGACACCACGGGCAGUUACUAUUGCACUUGCAGACAAGGCUACCAGUCCAGCAACAGACAAAGGCACUUCAAGGGGCCAGGAGUGAUAUGUGAAGAUAUUGACGAGUGCUUGCAAGAUCCUUCUCGAUGCGGUCCAAAUUCUGUCUGCACCAAUACCAUGGGCUCCUACAAUUGUAGCUGCAUAGAAGGCUUUCGCCCCGAUCCAGAAUUCUCCCAGAGAUAUGGCAACGUCAGCUGCAAAAAUGUGAAUGAGUGUGAAGACCUCUCCACGUGCCCGACCCAUGCAGGCUGCGUCGACACCACGGGCAGUUACUAUUGCACUUGCAGACAAGGCUACAAGUCCAGCAACGGACAAAGGCACUUCAAGGGGCCAGGAGUGGUAUGUGAAGAUAUCGAUGAAUGUUCUGAAAACCCCUCGCCUUGUGGUCCUAACUCAGAGUGCAUGAACAUGCGAGGGAGGUACCGGUGCGACUGUUUUCCUGGUUUCUCUUCUCCCACUGGAAAUGACUGGAACCCAGGAAAGUCAGGGCAUUUCUCCUGCACAGAUAUUGAUGAGUGCUCACAAGAUCCAUCUCAAUGUGGUCCUCAUUCUGUCUGCACCAAUACCAUGGGCUCCUACAAUUGUAGCUGCAUAGAAGGCUUUCGCCCCGAUCCAGAAGUCUCCCAGAGAUAUGGCAACAUCACCUGCAAAAGGAUUCUCUUCAAGUGUAAGGAAGACGUGUUACCCAACAGCGAGCGGAUCCAGCAAUGCCAACAAGGAGUGGUGGCGCCGCUCGGCUCUGGUUCCUUCUGUGACCUAACAAAUACCAUCUUGGAUGUCCUGGAUGAGGCCUGUGAAAACAAAACCACCCCGGUUUCUCUGGAGGAUACAGCUGAGACCUUUGCCGCUGUGCUUGAGCAAACGAUCACGUCCAACCUUUCAAAGGAAGAGACAUCCACCCUGGCCACCGUCUUCUUGGAAAGUGUGGAAGCCACUACCCUCGCCGCCCUUCUGAAACCCUCAGAGAAUGCCAGUCAGAUUAUACAGACGGAAUACCUAGAUAUUGAGAGUAAAGUUAUCAACAAAGAAUGCAAUGAAGAGGAUGGCUUUACCUUGAAAGCCAAAGGGGAUGAGGUUAAGAUCCGGUGUUCCACAAUUGAGGAGUCUAAAUCCACAGGACCCCCGAGGGUGGCUUUUCUCUCCUUUGAGGGCAUGGAGUCUGUUUUAGACGAACGCUUCUUCCAAGACCCCCAGAGCCCUUUGGCCAGCUCCAGGAUGAAGCUGCGGAUGAAUUCUCGUGUGGUAGGCGGUGUCAUAACCGGGGAGAAAAAGGCCAACUUCUCAGAUUCCAUUAUCUACAUUCUGAAGAACAUCCAGCCAAAGCAGGAGUCCGAGAGGCCCAUCUGUGUUUCCUGGACCACAGACGGGAAGGGAGGGAGAUGGACCCCCAUUGACUGUGUGAUCCUGGAAGCCUCCAAGACACGUACCGUCUGUGGCUUAAAUCGGAUGACGAAUCUAGCCAUCAUCAUGGCUUCCGGGGAGCUCACGAUGGAGUUCACUCUGCACAUCAUCAGUCAUGUGGGUAUGAUCAUCUCCCUGGUGUGCCUCGUCUUGGCCAUCGCCACCUUCCUGCUGUGUCGUUCCAUCCGCAACCACAACACCUACAUCCAUCUGCACCUCUGCAUCUGUCUCUUGCUGGCUAAGAGUCUCUUCUUCGGUGGUGCAGACAAGACAGACAACCAGCUGGUCUGCGCCCUCAUCGCGGGUUUUCUGCACUACCUUUUCCUCGCCUCCUUCUUCUGGAUGCUGGUGGAGGCCAUGCUGCUCUUCCUGACGGUGCGGAACCUGAAGGUGGUGAAUUACUUCAGCUCUCGCAAUAUCAAGAUGCUGCACCUCUGCAUCUUUGGCUACGGGCUCCCGGCCCUGGUGGUGGCGGUGGCAGCCUGCGUGCAGCCACAGGGCUAUGGGAUGCUUGAUCGCUGCUGGCUGAAUACAGAGACAGGGUUUGUCUGGAGUUUCCUGGGGCCGGUUUGCACCAUCAUAAUGAUCAACUCCAUCCUGCUGACUUUGACACUGUGGAUCCUGAGGCAGAAGCUGUCCAGCGUCAAUGCCGAAGUCUCCAGUCUCAAAGACACCAGGAUACUGACCUUCAAAGCGUUUGCCCAGCUCUUCAUCUUGGGCUGCUCCUGGGUGCUGGGCAUUUUCCAGAUUGGACCUGUGGCCGCUGUCAUGGCUUACCUGUUCACCAUCAUCAACAGCCUGCAGGGGGCCUUCAUCUUCCUCAUUCACUGUGUGCUCAAUCACCAGGUACGAGAAGAAUACAGGAGAUGCCUCACCAGGAAGAGAAAGUCUAGCUUCCAGUCCCAGACAUCCGGGGUCUUGUUGUCAUCCAUACCUUCCACCUCCAAAACGAGUUAAGGUCAUUUCUUGCUUUCUGAUACCCCAUGGAGCUACGUCUGAGGAUAGAAUGUGGCUUCAGGAGCUUCCUGUGAAAUCUUUUCAUGGCAUAAUGUGGCCACGCAAGGUCCUGCCAACUCCAGAACUCUCUGAGCAAUUCUGAGCAUGCAGUGUUUGUUACAAGGCAUUGUCUGUGGCAACUGCUAACAGAUACACUCACGGAUGGGCUACACUCACGGAUGGGCUGUUCAUCAUCUACAUUUCAUUGCAACAAUUUGGAAUAUAAAAAAAGAAAAGAAUGUAAGACUUCAUUUACUUUUAGCUUUCAGGAGAAUAAGUUCCGUGCUUAUUUAAUUUUUUUUUUUUUUCUGACAGAAGUCUUGCACAAGGCUUUGUAUGUUUCGACAGUGGUAUUAUAUGCUGGUCUAAAAUUAGUCACUUGAAGAAAUUUUACAUUUCAGGGCCAGCAGGUGGUGUAGUGGUUAAGGGGCUGGACUCCCACGUGGUGGACCAUG
Messenger RNA from Tupaia belangeri chinensis (Chinese tree shrew), 3602 nucleotides. RefSeq names its product adhesion G protein-coupled receptor E1 (gene ADGRE1). The transcript is spliced from 23 exons. The coding region runs from base 118 to 3108 and encodes 996 amino acids. The record is from RefSeq and is a predicted model, not a curated record. Gene Ontology annotation, biological process: cell surface receptor signaling pathway; adenylate cyclase-activating G protein-coupled receptor signaling pathway. Lineage: Eukaryota; Metazoa; Chordata; Mammalia; Scandentia; Tupaiidae. Gene Ontology annotation, molecular function: G protein-coupled receptor activity; calcium ion binding. Gene Ontology annotation, cellular component: plasma membrane.